This is a messenger RNA of Solanum pennellii, 492 nucleotides long. RefSeq lists its product as uncharacterized. Gene Ontology annotation, molecular function: nucleic acid binding. The coding region runs from base 1 to 492 and encodes 163 amino acids. The record is from RefSeq and is a predicted model, not a curated record. The transcript has a single exon. Lineage: Eukaryota; Viridiplantae; Streptophyta; Magnoliopsida; Solanales; Solanaceae.
AUGUUGAAUUCACAAUGGAAUGAUUGGGCAGUGAAUCUUGAUGAUGCACUAUGGGCUUAUAGGACAACUUACAAAACACCAAUCGGUACUUCUCCCUAUCACUUAGUGUUUGGUAAAGAGUGUCACCUCCCAGUUGAACUAGAGCAUCAGGCUUAUUGGGAAGUGAACAAGUUGAACCUGGAUCCCAAAUUAGUCGGGAAGAAAAGGAUGGAUCAGCUACAUGAGUUGGAACAAUUCCGGCUCUAUGCCUAUGAAAAUGCAAAACUGUACAAGGAGAAAACAAAACAAUGGCAUGACAAGCACAUUGUGGCUCAACUUUUCAAGCCCGGGCAAAUGGUAUUGUUGUUCAACUUUCGGUUAAGGUUGUUUCCAGGCAAGUUGAAGUCGAAAUUAAGUGGACUAUUUGAGGUGGUACAUAUGACCGACCAUGACACUGUGGAGUUAUGGAAUGAAGAGAAGAAAUCCAUGUUCUUUAUGAAUGGGAAAUUAUGA